Molecule: messenger RNA, 459 nt
Organism: Zerene cesonia (dogface butterfly)
Lineage: Eukaryota; Metazoa; Arthropoda; Insecta; Lepidoptera; Pieridae
Product: larval cuticle protein 65Ag1-like
Exons: 1
Coding region: 107-433 (108 amino acids)
Source: RefSeq, a predicted model, not a curated record
UCUUAGAAUACGAUUAAUCAGAUCAAUAGAAUUUAUAGUAAUUCGCCUUCUGUUAGCCUUGUAUUAACUUAUAUCCAAUUAAUUUCAGCUUGUUGUAUUAUGCGCUAUGGUAGCCGCUGUGGCUUGCGCACCAACUGCCCUUGAGGAGCUGGCGGUAAUUCGUGCUAAGCCUGCCCUGGAUUUCGAGGAGGUUCGAGAUGAGUUCGGGCAGUAUGCACUGCGGUACGUGACAGCAGAGGGUAUUGUCGUUUCGGAACGCGGUCGCCUCGUGCCCACUGCAAGGGAGGGUGACUAUGUUCUCAUCGUCGACGGUGAAGUCUCCUACAUCGGUGAUGAUGGCCAGCUCUAUGUCACAAAGUUCACUGCCGGGCUUGAUGGAACUCAUGUUGAAGGCAAUCAUCUUCCCGUUGCUCCCGAAGUUGUGGUAGCAUAAGUACCAGUGCCUCAGUGAAUAGAUAG